GUGAGCAACUUUCCUGCCAAGAUGAUGUGGAGUCUGCUAAUCAUCUUACUGAUUGGAAGGCUUCCUGGAACUGAUCAAGCAGCAGAUCUCUGCGACAGACAGAAUAUAAAUCUGACUGACAAGAAAGCGUCUCAGUCUUCAACCUACACUGCUGCUAACAUAGAGUUCUCUAGUGACAAAGCCUUUGAUGGGGAUCGCUCCUCAUGCGCUCACACCCUGCAGAACAUCAACUCCUGGUGGAGAAUUGACCUGAAUGCUGUUUACAACAUUUCCUGUGUGUCUGUAUUCAACCCAAAUUAUCUUAAUACUAACAUGUUAGGUGCUGAGAUCUACAUUGGGAACUCUCUACAGACCAAUGACUCCAAGAACACACUGGUUUUCAACAUCACAAGCUUCCAAACAAAUCAGAUAAACGUCUUCAAAUUUCCCACAUCGGUGUCUGGGCGCUACGUCACUGUGAUACGACCAGGCAACUUCUUCCUGGUUCUUUGUGAGGUGAACAUCACUGGCACAGAGCUAGUAUCUCCCUUUAAGCUGAUCGAAACAAACAAAACGUGGGAAGAAGCUCUGAACUACUGCAGGGAAAACCACACAGGUCUGGCCUCCAUCUUGGAUGAACGGAUGCAGAUGUUUGCUGAGCUGGAGGCUGAGAAAGCCAACAGUCCCUUUGUCUGGAUCGGACUUCAGUACAACUGCAGGCUGGAGGCCUGGUUCUGGGUGGAUGAUUGUAAAGUCCAAUAUAAUGAGUGUGACACCAAUGGAGCCAUGGAGACAGAAGGGCAGCAUCGCUGGUUCAACAAGUCUCGUGAUGAAAAGUUCAAUUUCAUCUGUGCAUUGAAUUAA
Messenger RNA from Poeciliopsis prolifica (blackstripe livebearer), 843 nucleotides. RefSeq names its product fucolectin-4-like. The record is from RefSeq and is a predicted model, not a curated record. NCBI's taxonomy places the organism in Eukaryota, Metazoa, Chordata, Actinopteri, Cyprinodontiformes, Poeciliidae. The coding region runs from base 22 to 843 and encodes 273 amino acids. The transcript is spliced from 6 exons.